ACGUCUCCAAAGGAGUACUCAAGCUAUCUUAUAAUUAUAAAACUAUUAUUAUCUAUAAUCCACACAUUAACCGACCUCUUCAUGAGGGCGACAUUGGACAAAUCGAACGAAUAAUUCAUUGACCCCAUUCCAUACACAACUACAGCCUAAGGUCCGACGAAGUGUGUCACAUGAUCGUUAAAUUCCACCGAUUCGUCAAUAAUAUUUUUAUUUCGUCACUUUUCAUUGAGGGUCGGUACUUUAAUCCACUUAUUCUGCGUUACGAAAUGUCAUUUUUGGGUACGUCAGCUCCGUCGGGUGCAUGAUAUUUCGGAAUUGUUGAGGGCAGUUGUUCAGUCGUGAACUGGACAGAAGGCGAAUAUGGAACUGUACUUGUUAUUUUUAACGGGUUUUAUUUUUGUCAAUGCCAAUGAAAGAAAUUUAAAUAGAUCGGAUUUAAAAUGCGUCGGUCAUCCUCACUAUAAUGUUUCACUGACUGCAUAUUUUCCUGAUUACGAGAGUGAUAAUGAAUACGAUUAUCUGGACAUGAGAGGAAAAAAACUGAGAAAUCUACAGGAUUUCAUGGACGGACGGUGUGAAUACGUGACAGCAGCUAUGGAUAUGGUGCCUGAAAUUUCAUAUGGCACUCGUCUGUGCAUUCCAGAAUUGAAUGAACAUUUCGGCCGACAAAUUCCAAUCGAGGUACGGGACUACGGAAUAGAUUUGAAGGACCAACGUUUCUCCCAAGUCGACAUCUGCGUCAGGAGCGAGAGUGACAGUUACGAUAUCGCAGUGAAUCGACCGGUUACAGUUUAUUUAUAAAUUCCCCGCUCCGACCGUCAUAAUUAAUUAUUCCUGUGUCACAUAAUUAUCGAAAGAAUAAACGAAUGCCAUCAGUUCUACGCAAUUAGAUCGCAUGCAUUAACACGACUUGGAUAAUUUUCCGUGUGAACAGGAAAGAGCUGUCGAUUUAUCCUAUAAACCAUAACUGUAUUCCGAAGUUCCCCGACAUUGUCGUAUCUUCAUCUUUACUUUAGUUUCUGACCAGGAAAGUCUGUAAUGGGAGCAAUUACCACUUUGUUUAUCGUUGCGUUGGCUCGAAAUGUCAUAAAAAGCCUUGUUUACAUUUUUAUUUUUCUAAAUAUCUUUAUCACGUGUGCUACGAGUGCUUGUUACACCGAAGCCGAUCAAUAAAAUAUUUAGAAUGAGAGAAACAAAUGGAAUUUCAUGUUCUGUGAGAAAGAAAAAAUAUUUUAUUCUGUUCACUAGUGUUUUCCACAACUGAAAUAAUUUACUUUCUAAAACUUCUUUUAUUUGAAUGAAAGUAUUACAAUUUUUCAAAAGUGACCCACGUUACAACUGAGUACUAUAUUCUAGAGAAGUAUCUUCUAGAGUGGUCAGGAUAGGAGUGAUGAUGCUCCGGGUGUUACAGGGGUACAUAUUAUUCGUCGAAAAUACUUAUCUUCUAAGGGAUGUUCUGUCCUGUACUCCAUUUAAUGAAAUUCAUUUAUAAAAUUGUAGAUAGGAGACUUCGGAUUAGAAUAUUUAUUCGAGAAAUCGUAGAUAGAGGCUAAGAGCCAUUGAAUAUUCGCUUUUUGAAAAUAUGUAAGAACUAAGGUACUUAGGUUGCUAGAUAAUAAACGCUAUUUGCUGAAAAUCAGUACCUCUUUAUACUUAGUUGCAAUACCCUUGAUUACGUAUAAAAUAGUUGAGGUGGUAACCGACAUUAGUUCUGUUUAAAAAUACAUGAGAUGGGUAAAAUAUUUUUUCAAACAAAA
Diachasmimorpha longicaudata is the source of this 1757-nucleotide messenger RNA. RefSeq lists its product as uncharacterized. Lineage: Eukaryota; Metazoa; Arthropoda; Insecta; Hymenoptera; Braconidae. The transcript has 4 exons. The coding region runs from base 361 to 801 and encodes 146 amino acids. The record is from RefSeq and is a predicted model, not a curated record.